Anisakis simplex (herring worm) is the source of this 348-nucleotide messenger RNA. The record is from the annotation of a GenBank genome assembly. NCBI's taxonomy places the organism in Eukaryota, Metazoa, Nematoda, Chromadorea, Rhabditida, Anisakidae.
AUGGUGAAGAUGGCAUGGAAGAACAUGACUGAUUACUACAAUCACAUCAGACGUCGUAACGAUCGUGCCCGUGCGGCUGGUCUUACACCACCGCAAUCCAAAUGGUACUUCUUCAACAUGCUGCAUUUCAUUCGACAAGAAAAGUCACCCGCAAAACGAAAAUACAAUUGGCUCGAACCAUCCAAGAUCAAAAGUUCAUCGUUGAACGGUGAUGGGGCGAAUGGUUCGAUGAAUUCAGAGGGCAGUGAUGCACUUCCGAGACCGAUUGCUAUCAGACCGGCGCCUAGUGAUUCUGUGGUUGACACAUCGCAUAGACCUCGUACAAAACAAUCUGAAAAGUUCAUUUUU